AAGUUUUCAAGAAAGCUUAUGUUUAUCUGCAUUUAAUGUACACCAACUUUAGAAAGUGGUCUUUUUCUUUUUUCUUUCUUGUGGGGUUUUUGCUAUUAGUUAGUGGGACUUCAAACUUGACUCUGUUGGAGUUCGCUUUCUGGAUAACUAUCAAGAAAAUUUCAACUUAUAGCUGCUUUUGAGUGCAAAUUCUGAAAUUGGUCUCGAUAAUGAAUCGGACAAAAAUCAAGCGUAGAGUUGGUAAAUAUGAAGUUGGAAGGACAAUCGGUGAGGGAACGUUCGCGAAAGUCAAGUUUGCAAGGAAUUCGGAGACAGGAGAUAGUGUGGCAAUCAAGAUUCUCGAUAAAGAUAAGGUGCUUAAGCACAAAAUGGCUGAACAGAUAAAGCGGGAAAUAGCUACAAUGAAGUUAAUCAGACAUCCCCAUGUUGUACAGUUAUACGAGGUUAUGGGAAGCAAGACAAAGAUAUUCAUUGUUUUGGAGUUUGUUACAGGUGGAGAGUUAUUUGAUAAAAUUGUAAAUCAUGGACGAAUGCACGAAGAAGAGGCAAGGAAGUAUUUUCAGCAGCUUAUUCAUACUGUUGAUUAUUGCCAUAGUAGGGGAGUCUAUCACAGAGAUCUAAAGCCUGAGAAUUUACUGUUGGAUGCUUCUGGGGACCUCAAGGUUUCUGAUUUUGGGUUGAGUGCUCUAUCCCAGCAAGUCAGGGAUGAUGGCUUACUGCAUACCACCUGCGGAACUCCAAACUAUGUUGCACCUGAGGUACUCAAUGACCGAGGAUAUGAUGGGGCAACGGCAGACCUCUGGUCAUGCGGAGUCAUACUCUUUGUACUACUUGCAGGUUACUUGCCUUUUGAUGACUCCAAUCUUAUGAACCUGUAUAACAAAAUCUCUGCUGCUGAAUUUACGUGCCCACCUUGGAUAUCUUUUGGCGCCAUGAAGUUAAUUACUCGCAUCUUGGAUCCAAAUCCUACGACACGCAUUAUCGUUGCCGAAAUUUUAGAGGAUGAGUGGUUUAAGAAAGAUUAUAAACCACCUGUGUUUGAUGAGAUAGAAGAUGCAAACCUGGAUGACGUUGAAGCUGUGUUCAAGGACUCCGAAGAAUAUCAUGUAACAGAGAGAAGAGAAGAGAAGCCAACUUCCAUGAACGCAUUCGAGUUGAUUUCUAUGUCACAAGGACUUAACCUCGGCAAUCUCUUCGACGAACAGGGAUUCAAGAGAGAAACAAGGUUCACAUCUAAAUGCCCGGCCAAUGAGAUAAUCAGUAAGAUUGAAGAAGCUGCUAAGCCUCUUGGUUUCGAUGUUUCCAAAAAGAACUACAAGAUGAGGCUCCAAAAUCUGAAGGCGGGAAGAAAAGGGAACCUUAAUGUUGCCACUGAGGUGUUUCAAGUUGCCCCGUCUCUUCAUAUGGUUGAGGUGCGAAAGGCAAAAGGAGACACUUUGGAAUUCCACAAGUUCUACAAGAAUCUUUCAACCUGCCUAGAUAAGGUUGUAUGGAAAACUGAACAGGACAUGGAAGAGAAAAAAUGAAGAGCAAUAGAAUUUGCAUUUUUAAAAAGCUCUGUUGCUACCAAUUGUAAGAACUGUUGUGGUUCUUUCUUUCUUCUUAUUGUUUUUCCCUUUUUUUUUUUUUUUUUUUUUUUUUGAGGCCAUCUUUUCUGGCUUCAAAAGAUGUUUUACCAAUUGUUUUAUUAGAGGUAGGUGUUGGACAGAUAAUAGAGUUUGCUCCAAUUAAAAUUAAGCUUGUAUGAUGUGUAUCGCUUUUGACAAUUGUGAUUGCAAUUGUAUACUGUAUAUAGGAUUCUUCA
Lycium barbarum (goji berry) is the source of this 1804-nucleotide messenger RNA. RefSeq names its product CBL-interacting serine/threonine-protein kinase 3-like. Gene Ontology annotation, biological process: signal transduction; protein phosphorylation. The record is from RefSeq and is a predicted model, not a curated record. The transcript is spliced from 15 exons. Bases 210 to 1526 code for a protein of 438 amino acids. Lineage: Eukaryota; Viridiplantae; Streptophyta; Magnoliopsida; Solanales; Solanaceae. Gene Ontology annotation, molecular function: ATP binding; protein kinase activity.